AACAAAAAAGUGACUUGUUUACAUAUUUCUGCUUGCCUUUCUCAGAUUUUUAAUAAACGAUUAUCGUUUUUUAACUGAACAGCAAAAAUCUUAUUCUAUUUACUUAGCUAAUUAAAAGUUACGUAUCUGUUCUACGUGAUGUCGAAAAGAAACAUUACAUAUAUCAAACCAGAUGAACCGGAUUUCCUCAAGCGCAUGAAAGCACAGAUUGGCUACAAGGAAGGACCAACCGUCGAUGAUAAGCGGCAGCGCGUUCAGGAUCUCUCCGACGAUUCUGACGACGAGGAUCGAGAAGACAGAGAAGAUGAAAAACCACAGGUAGUUGUGGUGAAACAUGGUGAUCUCACUGCGGAAGAAGCAGAAAAGGCAAUCAAAGAAGAACAAGAGAAACCUGCCGACCUGAACCAGAGGGUGGUUUUUAAAUCGAAGAAAUCCAAACACGCCAAAAACACAGACGAUACUGAUGUGCUGGAUAGGAAAGCAAAAAAGAAAAAAGAUAAGGAGACCAAAAGUAAGCUCUCAUUUGACGACGAUGAGGAAGAAAAUGACGAUGACUAAAUAAGUGUUAAGACAAAUUUUAAAACAUUGAUUUAAUAAGACGUGUUAGAUUGAUUGAAGUUCUGAUUAAGUAUACAAUUAAAAUAUAGCGA
Uranotaenia lowii is the source of this 650-nucleotide messenger RNA. RefSeq lists its product as uncharacterized. The transcript has 3 exons. The record is from RefSeq and is a predicted model, not a curated record. Bases 139 to 558 code for a protein of 139 amino acids. Lineage: Eukaryota; Metazoa; Arthropoda; Insecta; Diptera; Culicidae.